AAAGAGUGAGCAACUCGGCAACUCUCAGCUCAGCCAGUAAAGGCAACGCUGGCGGUAUUUUGCAAGGGGGUCGUGUUUUCUCGCUCUCAUGGAAGGACUCAGCCAGCAAGUGUGUUAGUGACAGCAUAGGAACUUGACACGCCCCUGGCAAGACGCACAACACUCGGCAUGGCAGAUACAGCAGGGCCAUCGGCAGGCUCUCGGUGUCCUGAGAUCCACUGGGGCCGGGAGGAAGUGCUGGCUCUCAUCGGCAGUGUGGAAGAGUUCUUUGAGGACUUCUAUGAUGGCACCAAGAAGAAGAAGGCCAUCUGGAAUGCGGUGGCCGAGCACAUGAGGGAGAAAGGCCACUACUGUUCUGGGAGUGACUGUGAUAAGAAAUGGAGGAAUCUCAAGACAACCUACAUCCGAGUGCUGCAGAAACAAGUGCACGGGGACACCACCACCCGCUUUGAGUAUUUUGAUGCACUUCACCACAUCUUGGGGCAGGAAAUUGACCCUCUCGGCAUGAGAGAGCAGGCAAUGAACCAGGGUGUGUCAGCGUCUGUGGCACCCGAUAGCACAGUGCCGGCAGAGUUUCAGGAGCUUACUAAUGACGAAGGGUACCUGUGGACGAGUGAAAUGGUGCACCUCCUACUGGACUACAUGACAGAGUGCCUGGAAGCCUUUGCCACGCCAGAUGCUGAUAUCAGUGCUGUGUGGGAGGAUAUCGCUCUGCAACUGAGUCAGGUUGGGUCAGAGGUGAACAGUGAGCAGUGUCAGCGCAAGUGGCUGAGCCUGGAGGAGAGCCUCAGGAUGCACCAGGCACAGGCGGAGGCCACGGGUGUGCUGCCACUAUGGGCAUUCUACACCCGCACUCGUGAGGUGGCCAGUGCCGUCAAUGUGCGCACUAUUGUGCAGAGAAGCAGGACGGCCAGGACCACCACACAGGAGGAGCCAAGGCAACCACAGAGGAGCCCCAGCAAGUCCCCAAAGAAAACUUGCUUGGGGAAGAGUGUGCUGGCGCGCGUCAAGCACAUCGAGUCCACACUGACUGUAAAGAAGCGACUGGAGCGGCUGGAGGCACGAGUUGAGGCAUCGCGGCAGCAGAAGGAAGCUACAAGGAAGACCAACGUUCUCCUGGUGCAGGUCUUGGCUGAGCUGCGGAGGAUCAACAGCACCCUGAAGGAAGAGGAGGAACAGAUUCACGCAGGGCCAUGUUAGGCAGACUCGUGAUGCUCCACAAUCCCAACCAGAGGGGUCAAUGUGGACCACCUGUGGCCAGCUGGUGAGGUCCAGUGAGGUACAAGUACAUUUUCACCUGAUUCUGGUGUUAGUGGAUGUGUUCUGUGAGUGAGUGUUGUGUGGAUGCUUGUUCAAGUCUGUGGUAUGUUUUAUACAGUGGUUAGUAAUUUAAGGUUGGUGUAUGAGUGUAUAAUUCAAGUUACUGAGUACAAAUAAGAAUAAUGUAUAUAUUUAUGUACAAUGUUCUUUCAAUACUUUAGAUAGCAGUAGUAGUAGUAGUAGUAGUUAUAGAUUAUAAAUUAUUUGUAUGUACAAUUUAUAUUAUAAUAAGUGAUUUUGUGCCUUUAUUAAAAUUUGUAACAAUAAUCAGUCAUUAAAAGUCUGAACAAGUU
Molecule: messenger RNA, 1613 nt
Organism: Portunus trituberculatus (swimming crab)
Lineage: Eukaryota; Metazoa; Arthropoda; Malacostraca; Decapoda; Portunidae
Exons: 7
Coding region: 169-1200 (343 amino acids)
Source: RefSeq, a predicted model, not a curated record